This is a messenger RNA of Panicum virgatum (switchgrass), 2003 nucleotides long. RefSeq names its product protein ALP1-like. The transcript has 2 exons. The record is from RefSeq and is a predicted model, not a curated record. Lineage: Eukaryota; Viridiplantae; Streptophyta; Magnoliopsida; Poales; Poaceae. The coding region runs from base 705 to 2003 and encodes 432 amino acids.
UCCUGUACUAGUAGAAGCGUUCAGCGCCUGGGCUUAGGAGGUUCUUGGGCAGUGGCUGCGUGAUGGUGAUGGCGAGUUAUGGGAGGUGGUGGCGUGGCGCACAACUGGUGUACGGAUAAGGUAGAGCUGGCUUAGGAGGUUCUUGUAGGCGAAGUCCUUAGGCUUCCUCCAACGGUUCCCCCCAUCCAACUCCCCCUAAAUGUACUUUUUAUUAUUUUUUACUACUUCUCCCUAAAAGAUUCCUCCCCCUAUAAUUCCUCCUCUCCAACCAUUCUCUCUAUACAUUCCCCCUAAACCAACUACCAUCAUUUUGUAUUCAUUUGAACUUCUCAUUCGAAAACAACGUAUAUGGACUAUACGCGAUGCGUAUUUGUAUAAAUGAACAGUACCAAUUUUAAUUCAGGCAUGCAUUUUAAUAUUGGCGUUACAAUUAAUUUGUCAUUAAUUUUUAAUUCCUAUUAAAAUGUAAUUAUUUAAUUCAAAGGCUUGAGGUCGAAGAAUCGUACCAGUUCUGCUGUGCAUUUGUCAUGAUACGGGAGUAGCUUGUGUUGGAAGGAAGUCGGAGGCUUGUGACAGAAGCUUGGCUGAAUCUUGCGGAGGAAGAUUCUUCCAUCGCAAGCUUCUAGCGCUAUAUAAUCGACGCUGGGCAACCCAAAUGUAUUGACCCACUCAGUUGAUCCUAUCUGUUGUGAACCACAAACACUAUGGCGGAUGACAACCUCACCACCGCCGCGAUCUUCCAGUGGGUGAGUAGUAGUAGAGCUAGGCUACUGAUCGACGAUGAUGACGACACCACCGUCGUCGGUCACAUCAUCCACGAAGAAGAAGCAAGGCGCCGGGAAGGCGGGAGGCGUGGUUCCAUUCCCGGUCACAUCGUGAUCGACCGGGAACAUGGUUCUGGGCAUGCAAGGAUCAUGGCGGACUACUUUGUAGAGAACCCGGUGUACACUGAUGCUCAAUUCCGCCGCCGGUACCGAAUGAGGCGUGCCUUGUUCCUUCGCAUCAUGGAAAGCGUGACGGCGAGGGACCCUUGGUUCUCUUGCCGGCCUGAUGCGACGGGGAAAAUGGGUCUAUCCCCGUUCCAGAAGUGCAUCGCGCCAUUACGCAUCCUGGCGUACGGUGUUCCGGCCGAUGCGGUUGACGAGUAUGUGCGCAUCGCAGAGUCCACCUCGUUGGAGGCUCUGAAUCGGUUUUGCGCAGCGGUGAUUGAGCUCUUUGAGGAGCAGUACCUCCGCGCACCUACUGCGACGGAUGUCGCAGCUCUCCUUGCAUUCAACAGCACUCGUGGGUUUCCGGGUAUGUUGGGGAGCAUAGAUUGCAUGCAUUGGGAGUGGAAGAACUGUCCAACCGCUUGGAAGGGCAUGUUCACUGGCCGUGGGAAGCAAGCCUCGAUGGUGCUAGAGGCAGUGGCUUCCCAUGACCUAUGGAUAUGGCAUGCAUAUUUUGGGAUGCCCGGUAGUAACAAUGAUAUCAAUGUGCUGCAUAGGUCCCCUCUAUUUCGUAGGCAGAUUAGGGAUGAGGCACCCCCCGUGCACUUCACCGUAAAUGGCAACACCUACAAUAUGGGGUACUACCUAGCAGAUGGGAUUUACCCUGAUUGGCCAGCUUUUCUUAAAACUGUUCGUCACCCCAUGACGAACAAAGAUUGUCGGUUCGCCCAGGUUCAGGAGGGGGCACGCAAGGACAUCGAGCGUGCUUUCGGAGUUUUGCAGGUUCGGUGGGGGAUCAUUCGUGGACCUGCUUACGGUUGGGACCGGUACAGGCUGAAGAACAUCAUGAUGGCGUGCAUCAUCUUGCACAAUAUGAUAAUUGAUGACGAGCGCGGUGAGAACCUACCGUACGUGUACGACAGCAAUGGUCCACCGGUGCAGCCUUUCAGGUCUGUUACUCGCGAGCAGACUGAUUUCAUCGCGGCCCACCAUAGGCUACGUGACCGUGACACGGCACACAAGCUCAAGCGCGACCACAUCGAGCAUAUUUGGUCCUUGUUUGGGUCUUCUUAG